ACAAUCGUUAGCUUACUGAAAACAUAUAGUUCAACAAAUGCGCAUGCGUACUUUAAAAUUCUGAUUCCAUUUUGGCAUCAAAUUACAUAUGUCAGGUGCUUGAGUUUAUGAAUGCAUUUAUAAUACACACUUGUAAUAUAUUGUUCACCUACCAGGCUCGCUUGUAACAACACUGUCCUUUAUAAAACAUUUCCAAUAUCAGAUGACAGUGGGAUAACACAAGAUAUAUCCUCAGUAUUUAUCAUUUAAGACAUUAUAAUAGAGAACAGAUACAUAAUACUGUUUCUAUAAACCUAUGAUAGAAUUCAGGUAAAAUAUUUGCUAUGGCCUGAGAUUAUUGCUAAAAUUUCCAUACAUAUCUGACAGGAGUCUUGAGAAGAUGCAUUUGCAUGCAAAUUAAACUUGGAUAAAUAUAUAUAUAUAUAUACAGUGAUUUGAGGAGAAAAAUAAUGGAGAGAUGUGAGAAACUCAAAGGAUUGAUUUUACCUGAAGACACGGUAAAAGAAACAAGUAAUUUGUCCUAUGGCUGUGAUAUCUGUGAAAAGUCAUUCUCUCUAAAAGGUAACUUGACUAAACACAAACGUAUUCAUACAGGAGAGAAGCCAUAUCAUUGUGAUAUCUGUGGUAAAUCAUUCUCUCAAAGUUAUAACUUAACUUGUCAUAAACGUAUUCACACAGGUGAAAAACCACAUCAUUGUGAUAUUUGUGGUAGAUCGUUCUCUGCAAGUAGUAACUUAACUUCUCACAAACGUAUUCAUACAGGGGAAAAGCCAUAUGAGUGUGGCAUCUGUGGUAUAUUAUUCUCUCAAAGUAGUGAUUUAACUAAACACCAACGUAUUCAUACAGGGGAGAAGCCAUAUCAUUGUGAUAUCUGUGGGAAAUCUUUCUCUGAAAAUCGUAAGUUAAAUAAACAUAUAUCUACUCAUGUACAAGGGUAACUUGGUACAUUUAGCCUUGCCAAUAACAAAUCCACUCAAUGUGUCUUCCAGUUUUUAAGCUGUUUGACAUUUGCAGAUGCCAACCCCUUUACUUACCUCUUACUGUAUGCCAGAAUAUGGUUUACUCUCAAAGUUUUUUUUAUGGAAAACAAAAAUGAAAACAUCUAUAACCACAAAUGUUUUUGCACAAGUAAGGAGUUGGAUAACAGCCUCCCAACACUAUAUUUUAUAUCACUACAAUCAUGUCUACAUUGGUGAGAUGACAUACCCCUGUAAUAUUUUUAAUAAAAGCAAUUUCUUCUGGGUUUUGAA
This is a messenger RNA of Octopus sinensis (East Asian common octopus), 1250 nucleotides long. Its product is annotated as zinc finger protein 22-like. Lineage: Eukaryota; Metazoa; Mollusca; Cephalopoda; Octopoda; Octopodidae. The coding region runs from base 450 to 938 and encodes 162 amino acids. Gene Ontology annotation, biological process: regulation of transcription by RNA polymerase II. The transcript has 3 exons. Gene Ontology annotation, molecular function: DNA-binding transcription factor activity, RNA polymerase II-specific; RNA polymerase II cis-regulatory region sequence-specific DNA binding. The record is from RefSeq and is a predicted model, not a curated record. Gene Ontology annotation, cellular component: nucleus.